Messenger RNA from Triticum dicoccoides, 1101 nucleotides. RefSeq lists its product as uncharacterized. Bases 428 to 832 code for a protein of 134 amino acids. The transcript has 2 exons. Gene Ontology annotation, biological process: male meiosis II. NCBI's taxonomy places the organism in Eukaryota, Viridiplantae, Streptophyta, Magnoliopsida, Poales, Poaceae. The record is from RefSeq and is a predicted model, not a curated record.
GUCGCUCUCCGGCCCCGUGCCGUCCCCCACCCCCACCAUUCCUCCUCUCCUCUCCGGCCCCUCCAAUCCAAUCCCGCCGAAUCCACUCCUCCUCCUCAUCCCCCUCCCACGGCCUCGCCUCGAUCCGGAAGGAAUCUCCCCGGCCGGCCUCCCUCCCUCCAAUUCCGCGCCCAACUCCCCAGGUUCGUUCGCUCUUCUUGCCGUCCGCAGAUUCGGUUCCUCUGGUCGUUUCCGCCUCCGAGAUUCACCGAUUCCCGUCCCUCCCGUCUUUGUUUAUCAGCCUGGGGGCAUUUUCGAAUCGUCCUCCCUCGAGGCGUCUGUCUCGGCCCCAAAGAUCCAAUUCGGUUGGAUUCUUGCUCCCGAGCCGGAGCCCGUCCGGAGGUGCACGACCUCAGACCGGCGCGGAGGGAGUUGAUGCCACCCGGCGAUGGAUCGCCGAGCCUUCAGGAGUAACUCGUGCAACAGCAAGAACCCGGCGCCUCCCCCCUCGCCCUCGGCGGCGUCGGCGGCGGUCUACCGGACGUCCUCGGCGCCGGUGGGGGACUCCAAGGACAACGUCGGCGAGCGCAAGGCGCUGCUGCCCCGGCGCCCCGAGGGCGGCACGGCCCGCAAGGCCUACAAGGGACCCAUCCUCGGCGCCCUCACCGUGGAGGACAUCAAGAUCUCCUCGGCCAACUCGUCGCCGAGCCCGAGCCCCGACGACAUGCCGAUCCUGGGCACCGUGGGGGCCUACUGGAACUGCAGCGGCGCCAAGGGGGGCGGCCAUGAUGAUUCGGUGACGAGAGGCGGGUUCAUGAAGACCAGGAGCAGAUUUGGGCAGAACUUGGCUUGAUGAAAAUGGUGAACUGCCCUCCAGAAUUAUGAUGAAAUAGGCUAGAAAGAAGAGCUGUGAAUUAUAAGAAGAUACAGUGUGAGUGAGUGAGAGAUUGUUCCAUGAGUGAGAGAUUCUUUUAUGUGUUUGUAAACAUGCCAUGUCAGCAUUCUAUAUAGCAUGGUAUUCUUUUUGUGUGGCAUUGUCAUAUGAUGUACUAUUAUUUCAUUCACCCUUUGUCAACAAUCAAAUAUUUUGUACUAGUGCAUUUGAGUUCAGUUUCACCUUUC